Molecule: messenger RNA, 2124 nt
Organism: Fusarium oxysporum Fo47
Lineage: Eukaryota; Fungi; Ascomycota; Sordariomycetes; Hypocreales; Nectriaceae
Product: amino acid/polyamine transporter I
Exons: 4
Coding region: 310-1965 (551 amino acids)
Biological process (GO): transmembrane transport
Cellular component (GO): membrane
Molecular function (GO): transmembrane transporter activity
Source: RefSeq, a predicted model, not a curated record
AUGGUACGGGACAGAUAGCGGAACAACGUAAAGCAACGUCGCUGUGGAGGUAGACUCUUACUGAGGCGAUUAAGUUAAUCUGUUACAUGUCAUACCCAGACUUAUUCCCAGCCUCGGUUGGUGGCGGCCGUCCCCAGUGCGACUCUACCGCAGUCGCGACCUUUCCCAGGGGUGCAACCACCAUUCCUGUACCUUUUUCCCCUUCCUUCUCUUCCUGCAGUCCCUUUUAACUUUUUGUUCUUCUCUCCUCAAUCCUUCUCUUCUCGAAUUUUCUCCCGUUGCUAUUCCCGAUUCAUUUUUUACAACGUCAUGGAGAGCGUUAACAAACCCAGCUUUGAGAUGGGCAACAAUGCCACCGUCAAGGCAGCAGACGCUGUCAAUGUCUCGGCAAAGGCUGAGCCAGAUUCUGGACGCAGCUCGGCGAGCAAUUAUCAUGAUAAGGAUCAGUUGGAGCGGAUGGGAAAGAAGCAGGUGCUUCGGCGCAACUUUGGGUUCAUGACGAUUCUGGGAUUUAGCUGUACCAUUCUCAUCACCUGGGAAGCUAUCACUGUUCUCUUCGCCCAGGGCCUCAACAAUGGUGGCACAGCCGGUGUCAUCUACAGCUUCCUUGUCGUUUGGGUCGGUAACUUUAGUGUCUUUGCUACCAUGUGCGAGCUGGUCUCGAUGGCACCUACAUCCGGAGGACAAUAUCACUGGGUCGCUAUGAUGGCGCCGCGGUCGUGUUCCAAAUUCCUCAGUCACCUCACAGGCAUGCUCACGGUCGGCGGAUGGCAAGGCUCUGUAUCAUCCAGCGCCCUGCUCACGGGAAACAUGAUCCUGGGAAUGGCGACUCUCAAUUAUCCCGACUUCCAGCCCGAGCUUUGGCAGGGAACAUUGCUGUUCUGGGCCAUCUUUGGGUUUGCCGUCUUCAUCAACACGCUCGUCAGUUCGGUGCUGCCCAAGUUUGAGGGAUUGAUUUUGAUCCUUCACAUUCUGGGUUUCUUUGCCAUUCUGAUCCCGCUUGUUACCCUUGGACCUCAUGCUUCUGCGUCGGAUGUCUUUGGUACCUUUGUUAACAACGGUGGAUGGUCGACUAAUGGCAUCUCGUUCAUGGUUGGUAUGAUGGGUAAUGCGUUUUCCUUCGUCGGCACUGACGCUGCUUUCCACAUGUCCGAAGAAACCGUCAACCCCUCCGUCGUCGUCCCAACCUCCAUCCUUCUCAGUCUCUGCAUUAACGGCGCUUGCGGUUUCGCCAUGGUCAUUGCCAUGGUGUUCUGCAUGGGCAACCUCGACGACGCGAUGGCUUCAGGCCCCGGAAUGCUCGGCUUCCCCUACAUGUACAUCUUCCAGCAAGCGACAAACUCAAGAGCCGGUGCGACCGUCAUGUCCGCCAUUAUUGUUCUUCUUGCUGCUUGCGCCACUGUCGGGAUGCUUGCAUCGACCUCUCGUGUCUUCUGGUCCUUUGCCCGUGACCGAGGUCUUCCUGGCUGGCGCACUCUGUCAAAGGUCAGCGACCGAACCACUGUCCCCUUGUACUCAGUCUUGUGCACUGCCGUCAUUUCAAUCCUCCUGUCACUCAUCAACAUUGGAUCGCCUGUUGCGUUCCAAAACGUCACUUCUCUUUCUAUUUCUUGCCUCUACUCUUCAUAUCUUAUCGCCGCAGGUCUUCUUCUCUACCGUCGCCUCACCAAAGGCUUCGUACUGCCCGGCACUUCAGAUCUCCCAGCUCUGGCCAACACCACCGGCGCUGAGCUUGUCUGGGGUCCUUUCCAUCUCAAGGGUGCCUUUGGCAUUGCCAACAACAUCUUCGCCAUGUGCUACCUCAUUGUUGUUGGCUUCUUCAGCUUCUGGCCUCCCAUGGUGGAUCCUACCGUGGAUAUGAUGAACUACAGUGUCGUGGUCACUGGGGGCCUCGUCAUUUUCAGUGUCAUUUACUACUUCGCCUGGGCGCGAAAGGAGUAUAACGGACCUGUUGUCGAGAACUAGAUUGAUGGUUUUGUGAUCAAUGGCGUGGCAUAAAAAUUUGUUUCAGUUGGCGAUGCAUGGUAAAAUGUUUUUUUUUUUGCAAGAGAUUGUAUAGACUCUUUAUAUAUCCCACUUGGAUAUUGAGAUAGGAUACCACAAUAAUACAGCUAUCUCAAAACU